Messenger RNA from Peromyscus eremicus (cactus mouse), 2942 nucleotides. RefSeq names its product solute carrier family 25 member 15 (gene Slc25a15). Gene Ontology annotation, molecular function: L-ornithine transmembrane transporter activity. NCBI's taxonomy places the organism in Eukaryota, Metazoa, Chordata, Mammalia, Rodentia, Cricetidae. Gene Ontology annotation, biological process: mitochondrial L-ornithine transmembrane transport. The transcript has 7 exons. The record is from RefSeq and is a predicted model, not a curated record. The coding region runs from base 188 to 1093 and encodes 301 amino acids.
ACCCAGCUGCAGCGGGAGGAGACAGGUCUUCCCUAGCGAAAUGCAGCCUCACCCGGUUCGACCACCGAAGAAGUUAUUUUCCUCUCGGAACCAGUAGCCGUGUUGGCGUUGUUUCUGCGACUCCUGGGGAUAUGUGGUGCACACCCUACACUCUAGAGAACUGCCUUCCACAGAACCCAGGGACACCAUGAAGUCCAAUCCUGCCAUCCAAGCUGCCAUUGACCUCACAGCAGGGGCCGCAGGGGGCACAGCAUGUGUCCUGACUGGGCAGCCCUUCGACACGAUGAAGGUGAAGAUGCAGACUUUCCCAGACCUCUACCGGGGCCUCACCGACUGCUGCCUGAAGACCUACUCCCAGGUGGGCUUCCGUGGCUUCUACAAGGGCACCAGCCCCGCACUGAUUGCCAAUAUUGCAGAGAACUCGGUGCUCUUCAUGUGUUACGGCUUCUGCCAGCAGGUGGUCCGCAAAGUGGUUGGAUUGGACAAUCAGGCAAAACUGAGUGACCUCCAGAACGCAACAGCUGGCUCCUUCGCCUCCGCCUUCGCCGCGCUGGUCCUCUGCCCCACGGAGCUUGUGAAGUGUCGGCUCCAGACCAUGUAUGAGAUGGAGUCUUCGGGAAAGAUAGCUGCGAGCCAGAACACAGUUUGGUCAGUCGUGAAAGAAAUCUUUAGGACCGACGGCCCCUUGGGCUUCUACCACGGACUCUCAAGCACUUUACUUCGAGAAGUACCAGGCUACUUCUUAUUCUUCGGUGGCUAUGAACUGAGCAGAUCCUUUUUCGCAUCAGGGAAAUCAAAAGAUGAACUAGGUCCGGUCCCACUGAUGCUAAGUGGUGGAUUUGGUGGAAUUUGCCUGUGGCUGGCUGUGUAUCCGGUGGAUUGUAUCAAAUCUAGAAUCCAAGUUCUUUCUAUGAGUGGCAAACAGACAGGACUAGUCAGAACUUUUCUGAGUAUCGUGAAGAAUGAAGGAAUAACGGCCUUGUAUUCUGGACUGAAACCUACUAUGAUUCGAGCCUUCCCUGCCAAUGCGGCACUGUUUUUGGCCUAUGAAUACAGCAGGAAGUUGAUGAUGAGCCAAUUUGAAGCCUACUGAAGUGUCCUGGAUUCAAGGCAGCCUUUAGUUUAGUGACUGUCGUUAACUCAGGGUUUCACGGAGUACAAGAACAAUGCGGGAUUAUUUGAUUAAUUGGGACGUUUGUCCUCGUCUUCCCUUCUUCUACUCAGAGUCUUAGACUUGGUGGAAGGACCUCUGUUCUACACAGUAUCGUUUCUGCCCAUUGUUGCACCAAAAGAGAAAAGUCGCUGCCUUGCCCUUGGUGGAAUGUACGGGCAGCUAGCUGGUGGCCUUACGUAGACUGCCUUCCUCUCAGGACAGAACUGCUGCGGAAGCCAGGGGUACACAUUGCCAUUUAGAUGGCCCUAAGUUGAGGAAAACACAAUUUUGUUCCAUGUCUAGUUGUAAAUGGUGACCAAUGUCUUUGCAGAUGGUUAUAAAUGACUGCUUAACCCACCCUAGACGUAGGGCCAAAGGCUGCAGAGCCUGUGCACUAAGAGGUUUUUAACUUUUUGUGGUACAUUAAAGCUAAAACAUCUACCUAUAUUUUUAGAUAAACUUAUACACGUACUUGUGUGGCUUCUACAUUCUUGAUGAAAUUUCAGGAUGAAUAUCCUGGAUUUUUUUUCCAUGCUGCUCAACAGUGCCAUUCGUUUUCUAGGUGGGCUUAUUAUUUUGCACUCUGGGCUUGGUAGGAGUGGCCUGGAGUGUUGGUGCUCUGAAGGGCAGCAGAGUACCCACCAGCUUCCCUUCUCACUCAAAGAGCUUCCUCCCCUCGUGCUAGAGUCAUGGUCGACAAGGGGUGCCCUGCCAUGCUCUCGUGAAAACUGACAGCAGCUCUUACCUGGUCUCAGCAGGAACCCGGGGUGCUCUUCUGGUCCUGGGUAUGGAACCACUCUGAACCCAGUGUCUCUCUGCCUCCACCAAUCAGAGGCCCUUAAGGAAGCAGAGAUGAAGUCUGGGCUCCCUGCUUUCAUCACAGGGUCCUAGUCCCGGGGAAGUCCGAAGGAACUCACUAAUUAGGCACCACAGCAUAAGUAUAUCAGGGCUCACCCUCCUGAAGUUCACCCUGGGGCCCAUAACUCCUUGAUUUGCCUCUACAUUUGGAGCUGGCAGUCUGUGAAUUUUAAUGACUGUAGAGGGUGUGUAAAUUUGGAAAGCAUCGUGACAUAGUAAGAACAUUUUUAUUAAACUAGGGAAUAUGUAGCAGCCAACAUCUCAUAGUCUGCAGUACGUCCAAGACCAGUGGGGCUGACAGUAGGCUUUGUUCCUACUCUGCCUACAAAGCUGAAGGAAGUCGGCUGACCUUAUUCAUGCCCUCUUGCCACAGUGCCAGCAGCACAAGGUCGGGAAAGCAUAGUGCUCCCCAAAAGGGAGGGGGGCCACUCAGCAUCCCUGGGCUGGCACUUUAGGAGAGAACCGUCUGUCGGUCUGCUUUAGUUCCCUCUCUUGUAUGGCCAGUGGCUACUGAGUGGUGCUUCAUCUCAACAGCUCUGGAUACAAGCACCAGAGGAUUGAUGUGGGAAGAGGACUGGCCCAAGCUGUCAUCUCCCUUUCUGGUGCCUGAGGUCUAGUUCAUAUUGUCCCUGUUGGCCGUGUGGCUUCUCACAGUCUGCCCAUUGAAGAUUUGUGGCCUUCUAGAGAAAUAGUAAGAAACAAAGGAAGUGAAAAAUGGAGACCUAAGGAGAAUUUUUUAUUUUUCUGUUGGUUUAAUGUGUGGGUACAAUUGAACUUGAGACAAAACCAGAACUUGAGAUAUUUUGUUUAAAGAAAUGAGUACUCUAUCAUUAUUAAAUAAACCUAAUGUGAGUCUAUGAUGAGUUUCAUUUAGAUACAUUAUAUUUAUAUCAAGGACCAAUAGGAAUAUUAAAGAUGUAUGGAUAAUAAA